Exophiala dermatitidis NIH/UT8656 is the source of this 1672-nucleotide messenger RNA. RefSeq names its product naringenin 3-dioxygenase. The record is from RefSeq and is a predicted model, not a curated record. NCBI's taxonomy places the organism in Eukaryota, Fungi, Ascomycota, Eurotiomycetes, Chaetothyriales, Herpotrichiellaceae. The transcript has a single exon. Bases 75 to 1175 code for a protein of 366 amino acids.
GCCCUGGGCGCUCGGCAAAUGCAGGGAUCACUUGUUAUAAAGAGUUAUGGUUUGAAAUUGUUGUCGUGUAGCAAAUGCGAUGCCCAUAUCAGGCUUGCCCGGGAACCACAUCAAUACCUACGAUCGACUUGCGCAAGGCUGAGGAUCCCUCCAGCCGCCCAGAGUCCUUGGAGGAGAUACGACAUGCCUUGAUCGAUGUUGGCUUUCUAUAUCUUUCCAAUCAUGGGGUAGACGAAGCGAUCAUCCAGGACCUGGGGUCGAUUCUCCCAAAGCUAUUUACGUUACCUGAGAAGGCAAAGGAAUCGGUGGCAAUGGUACAGUCUCCGCAUUUUCUAGGAUACAGCAGAUUUGGCGCCGAGGUCACUGCUCGAGUCCAGGACCAGAGGGAACAGUUCGAAUAUGCGACUGAAUUGCCUGACAAGCACGGCCUCAAUCCGACUCUGCCUCUGUAUAACCGGUUGCAAGGUCCCAAUCAGUGGCUAGAGACAGAUGCUAUUCCGCGAUUUCGAGAGAUAGUGUCAGCGUACAUUGCAGCCAUGCAACAUUUAGCACUUCGAUUUCUUACAGUGGUCACGGAAGCUCUGGGCUUGCCGCCUCGCAGCCUCAGUCCCUUCACUGGACCACAACAUCGCCUCAAGCUGGCACAUUACCGACCCUCGCCGGAUGCCACUCUCGACGCCCAGUCCCAAGGCGUCGGCCCGCACAAAGACAGUUCUGGAUGGAUGACGUUUCUUCUUCAGGCCUCGGAACCGAGCAUCAAGGGGCUCCAAGCUCUUUCAAAGGACGGCGUCUGGCUCGAUGUGCCUCCCGUUCCCGGCACAUUCGUCGUCAAUAUGGGUCAGGCGUUUGAAGUAGUCACAAAUGGGGUAUGCAAGGCCACAACGCACCGCGUCCUCCUGCCCCCAGGCGACUAUGACAGGUAUAGUGUGCCAUUUUUCCAGGGAGUUCAACCGGAAUUGACCAAAGAAGACCUGAAAACACUGUGGGAGCACUUUGACGACAAGAAGUGGAACACAAGAGAAUCAGAAGAGGGCCAACGAAUCGACAGCCCUUUCUUGCGUGGAAAUUAUGAUACUUGGGGAGAAGCGCAACUGCGGACCAAGAUUCGAAGUCAUAGAGACGUCGGACAGAGGCAUUAUCCUGAAGUGUUUGACAAGUACAUCAACGAUGAUUGAAAAUGUUACAGAACUUUUGGCCAUAACCUCUUGUUGCAUGCUCCGCCAUCCCUUGAUUUAUUCCACCACGACGUCCUGGCUGGUAUCCAAUUCUUCAUACCUUCUCAGAUCCAUUUCACCCUCCAAUAAGGGCUUCACGUAAGGAUCAAAGGUCUUCCAGUAUGGGUUUUCUAGGUGGUAUUUCUGGCUGCUCUCUUUUUCGUACCGCUCAACGAUAGUGAAAUCCCGCUCGUCAUGGACUGACUGCAUGACAAACCAAGAUAGCGUCUCUUUGUCCUUGGAGUACACGCGGGAGGCUUCGAUCAGCUUAUUUUUGAGCUUCCGGAUUACAGCUGGGUCGGAGGAUUUUGCGCGCAUGUGCACGACAAUUGUGUAGACCAUGUUGACGAAUUAGGCUUCGCAGACCUGGCUUCGUGUAGUAGUGAUGCUGACGGACCCUGGUGGUUUUUUGAGAGGCAGAGACAGGGAAAGAAUGUAGAAGGUGUGCAAGAAUGGCG